AUGGCUGACUGGGCACGUUUGGCUGAUUCUGUCCAUAGAAAUUUAGAUUUUAUUGGUCUAUUUAAAAGGAAACUCCUCUUCUCUGCCUUGCCAUUCAUCUUGGUGGCCUCCAUGGUCAACUCCGUAGUGAACAGCUCUGGAAUAUAUUACCAAAAACCAUACCUGUAUUUCUACGAGUACCUCCCUUGGCACAGGUACCUGGACACGUGUCAGAAACCAGAGACGCCCUGUUACAAUUAUGUCCUCACUUUCGUCAUGGAUGGAACUGUUGACCCAAAUAACGCCCCAGGAACGCGCAGUGAUUUUCUGGCUCAUCAGAGAUUGGCUGAUCGCUCUGAGACGGACGCCAUUGCUGAGGGGAAGAGAGCUACUGCAUGGUUAAAGAACAAAUACGGCAUUGAUUUCACCGGGAUACCAGACGAAGCGUACAUAGAUGGCACCAAGGCAGUGACCAUUGAAGACGGGGCCUUUACAUUCAGUACCUACAUCUUGGACCCCGCCAUCAAGUACAGGCUUGUGUCAGCCAGUGCAGGAGAUAAAGUGCAGUUCUUCAAUACCCCUGUGUCUGAGUCAGGUUGGAUAGUUUCGGUUAAUAAAGAAUUUUAAGCAAGUGGUGCAUUCAAGGGACUUCUCCCUGAAGGAGCAAAGAUCGUGUACGCUGAUUACGUCACUUCCUUGUGCAGCCACGUGACCGGAACCUGGUUCUGCUUCCGCUCUUCAUGCCGCAAUGUAUUCCGAAAAGCGAAACUCGUCAUCCACGUAGAAAACCGGACCUUUUUGACUUACGGGGACCCCACGGUCAUCGACGCUAUUGUGGAAGAGAGUUCGUGGGGGGUCGGUUCGGGGCGUGGGCUGAUGUUUUCAGAGCCGGGAAAUAAGAUAUGCGCUCGGAACGUGAUGACAUUUCCCGCCACUUUGCCAUAAAUUUGGUAUUUACAGAAUUUUUGACAGCUGAUUGGUGCUUCUUUACAUAGGUUUAAAACAGACAGAUGGCUUGUUGAAUGGAACGCAGAUUCAUAAUAUAUGGAAAAUUAUUUAGACAGUGGUAAGUGGGAUUUUGUGAUACAGUUAUCUGUAACAGAAUUUUUCUUAUAUAAAUAAAGGAACAGAAGGAAAUAUGUCACAGCAUCGUGCGCCUAUAUCAAAGCUGAUACGAACAGUCAGCUCUCAAUAUUUGUAUAAUACAAUAUUUGUAGAAGUCGAUGGCGCAUCCUUCUUGGAAGUGCCAUUUUGGAGGCCAAAACAGUGAAUGAUGAAGAGACUUGGUGCUCCCUUUUAUAUUAUUUUGAUUAUCCGUGCGUUCCACUAAUUUGACGCACGAGUGUCGUGCUUAACACUUCCGUGCUCAUUUCGUUUCUCUUACGUUUCUCUUACUUCGUAAGUACGAUUUCUGAAAACGUACGCUUCAUUUGCAAUACACGUACGAUUAUCUCACUCACUGUGUGCGACACAAGUACAGAUCACACGUGCUCCUUACUUCUUCCUACUUCCAAAAAGGCGAACAGACCACUUGCGGGCCCCACGUUUAGAGCACGACACACCUACUCAUAAAGUACUUACUACUUACGUCCGCUGCGAUUUAAUUUUCAUCCUGCGACAACGCUACGCCCGACAA
Lingula anatina is the source of this 1615-nucleotide messenger RNA. RefSeq lists its product as uncharacterized. NCBI's taxonomy places the organism in Eukaryota, Metazoa, Brachiopoda, Lingulata, Lingulida, Lingulidae. The record is from RefSeq and is a predicted model, not a curated record.